Molecule: messenger RNA, 928 nt
Organism: Nothoprocta perdicaria
Lineage: Eukaryota; Metazoa; Chordata; Aves; Tinamiformes; Tinamidae
Gene: ATP6V1G1
Product: ATPase H+ transporting V1 subunit G1
Exons: 3
Coding region: 20-376 (118 amino acids)
Biological process (GO): proton transmembrane transport
Cellular component (GO): vacuolar proton-transporting V-type ATPase complex
Molecular function (GO): proton-transporting ATPase activity, rotational mechanism
Source: RefSeq, a predicted model, not a curated record
CGUUGGUGCAGGCGCCGCCAUGGCGAGCCAGUCGCAGGGCAUCCAGCAGCUGCUGCAGGCCGAGAAACGCGCCGCCGAGAAGGUGGCCGAGGCCCGCAAGCGAAAGAAUCGGAGGCUGAAGCAGGCAAAAGAAGAAGCCCAGGCAGAGAUUGAACAGUACCGUCUGCAGAGGGAGAAAGAGUUCAAAGCCAAGGAAGCAGCGGCCCUUGGAUCUCAUGGCAGCUGCACCACUGAAGUUGAGAAAGAGACCCAGGGGAAGAUGAGUGUAAUCCAGCAGAACUUCCAGAAGAACCGUGAGGCAGUGUUGUCCCAGCUGCUGUCCCUCGUGUGUGAAAUCAAACCUGAAAUCCACGUGAAUUACCGCAUCAAUGGCUAGUCCUGGAAGAAUGGAUAAGCAUCCUGGAAAUGCUGGCAGUAACACCUGAAGCUCAGGUGGAAUGUACAGCCCUUAGCCAUACCUUACCUGUUCUUGUAAAGAUGUUAAUUUAUUUCAAUGAGUUGCAGGUCAUCAAURUCUUGUGGAGUUCUGUUAGUUUGCRUCUUGAUGUAGCUUCAGAACUUAGUCAAACAGAACAAUCAUGUCUCAAAUAUGUGCUAAGUUGUGAGGUAUAUCCGAGGUGGCCUGUUAGCACUCUCUUUUUCUGAAUAAAAUUCAGUGAGCAGUYUUCCUUGGAGAAGUGGAAAGAGGAGUUGGAGGUUUUCUAGGUUUGAAUGGAGAGCCUGAGUCCAUAUUUGGUAGCUCUGUGUAACUGUGUUCAUGUAGACCAAAAUGUAUCUGUGGGUGUGUUGUUAACUUUCACAUAGGAUUAAAUCUAGUAAGAAUGCUUUGGCUGUGCAGUACUGGCUGGUAAUCUUCAGGUGCUUAAAUUUGUGUGUAUUGGAAAAUCCUCUAUACAUUCUACUGCUGGCUUGAGUUACAAGUCUGGCA